CUAAAGUCACGUGCUCGUUCUUUUCCUUGAAGGCGGUGUCUAGUAGCUGCCGGUGAGAAGGGUUGUUGUUGUUUCUUGUGGGAAAGUACUUAAAAAGUACAAACAAUCGCCUUCUAAAAUGGGAACCCGAGAUGAUGAAUACGACUACUUGUUCAAAGUCGUACUAAUCGGAGACUCUGGAGUGGGGAAGAGUAACCUGCUGUCCCGUUUCACAAGAAAUGAGUUCAACCUGGAGAGCAAGAGCACCAUUGGGGUGGAGUUCGCCACCCGCAGCAUCCAGGUGGACGGCAAGACGAUAAAGGCUCAAAUUUGGGACACAGCUGGACAGGAACGCUACAGAGCAAUCACCUCAGCGUAUUACAGGGGUGCCGUUGGGGCUCUCCUAGUUUACGACAUCGCCAAGCACCUGACAUAUGAGAACGUUGAACGCUGGCUGAAGGAGCUGAGGGACCACGCUGACAACAACAUCGUCAUCAUGCUGGUUGGAAACAAGAGCGACCUCCGCCACCUCAGGGCAGUGCCCACUGAUGAGGCUCGAGCCUUUGCAGAAAAGAACACUCUCUCAUUUAUUGAAACCUCCGCCUUGGACUCCACUAAUGUAGAAGAAGCCUUUAAGAACAUUCUCUCAGAAAUCUACCGUAUUGUAUCUCAGAAGCAAUUGGACAGAUCUGCAAAUGAUGAGUCUCCAGGCAACAAUGUAGUGGACAUAAGCCUCCCCCCAACCACGGAUGGGCAGAGGGGCAGCAAACUCCCUUGCUGCCAAAGCCUGUGACGCUCUUAUUUUCUUUUCCUGUUUGACUUUCUGUCAGUCUUUCCUCUCUUUCAUCUCUGGUUUACUUCAGCUGUCAUCGUGAUAUCCUCAUGGGUUCAGACGUCUCUGACACCAAGACUCUUGUUUUUGACAUUCCUUUUUGCUGGUUUCUGCUUUGUUUCUUCUUGGUUCAUUUGUCUUCCUCUGAUCUCAGAAGAGCCCGUGUCUAAACAGAAACAAAACAUAACGGCCUCAUCAUACCCUAGAGAGGGAGGAAGUGUUUUAAGUGCUGUUAUGAAGUUGUUAUUAAAGCUGUGGUAAACUACAAUUUCUUUUACAUUAACUAGCCUUCAUGGUCCUAUUGACCCGCUCCUGUUGAAGGAAUGGUGAGGGAUCAGUGGGCUUGUGCAUCAGUGCUUCAAGCAGUCUCUACUUGCCUGUUUUUCUCAGCUUGUAAUGAAACAGACUUGUUACAGUGGAAUCCCAAUUUCAUGUCUGGUUGACCUGAUUCUGCCUAUCAUGCAAUACGGGUGUAGAAGAGGAGAUGAGAAGAAGGUACCAUUGGAGUAUUGAUGCAUACUCUGUCUGGAGUUUCUAUUUGUCUCUCUAAUAUUAAUUUUCCUCUUUGAGCCCUGUGCCUACUGUGGCAUGAAAUUAGCAUGAGCCAGGGACCAGAAUGGCUGUGACUGUCUGACUUAAUGUGGGCAAGUGUGAAACAAAUGAAGUGUUUUUAUGUGUGUGUGUGUGUGUGUGUGUGUGUGUGUGUGUGUGUGUGUGUGUGUGUGUGUUAAUCUCUGUGAACAAAGAUACCAAAGGAGGCUGAUGCAAUCAAGAUCAGUUUUAGGUUUUCUCAUUCAAGUGUGUUCAAGGCUGCUAAGAUUGCAUUUCAUUGCUGUAUUUGGCAAACCAAUCUGGGCUAUUUGAAAAAAGUGUACUGCUUUAUAGCAAAAGUAAUGUUAUAAAUUGUGUGUGUGAUUUGUCAUUGUGAAAUAAUGGUAUAAGCGUGAUCAAGCCUCCUGUUCCUUUCCUGAGUUUGCUCAGGUCAAACUCUCUUUCAGCAGGCUGUCUCUUUUUUUGCACUUAUGUCCAAUAAUUUCAGUGGAACAAAUCACAUAUUUUUGUAUACACUCAACAUCUUUAUAAAGUAACAUUUCCUGUUGGUUGUAAAGGAAAAAAAUCACUGUGGCGAUUUUUUUUCUUCUUCUCUUGAACAACAUUUUUCUCUCAUGUACUCAGUCAACGUUGCUGUCAUUUGAAUGUGAUAUCUGUUAAAGGGAAAUGGAUAAAGAUUUGAGUAAUAUGAAAUGCUCUCAAGUUAACACUUUCACUCCAGCCACAUUAACGGUUGACAGCUGGGAAAGUGGAACUGAAAGUCAGUAAUGCAAAUAGUUUUUAUGGUUGGCUGAAAUUUAUCUUUUCCAUUUAUCUGGUAAAGAUGCUUUCACAUGUGAUUGAAUCGAUACAUUAUGUCACGUUAUUUCACAUUUCUUCAAAUAUAUGUAAAGGCAGCAAAUUAGUUUUGCUACUUUCGCAUUACACAGAAAAUACUGAAGCAUAAAUAAACCUAGUCCACAUGUCCAUAUAGCAGACAGACUUAUUUUUGGAUGAAUUAUUCACUCAGUGUACCCUUAACUUAAUGUGUUAAGCAGUCAACUGAUGGGUGGGCCUAGUGUCAGUGGAAAUGUUUGUGCAUGCAGGCUCUAGGCUGCCUUUUUAAAUAUACACAUAUGAUGAUCACAUAGGUUUCUUGCACCAGAUGAACACAUGUAGCUUUACAGCAUCUAAUCAAUGCCUUGUGCACUCAGGGCAGGCCCCUUGAAAUAUUAGAUAUCCAUCCUUCUAUUCUUAUUCAAACAAAUAUUGUCAAUGUGAGUGAAUUUUAGCAAUACCUAAUAUUUAAAAAACUCUGUUUCUUAUGUAAAACUUACUUAUGUAAAAAACAAAAUGUACAUUGCUUCUUCAGUCUAACAUGGUCUGCGUUUCUGCUAAGGGUUAAUUAAGCAGCUCUCUGGCUAGAAUUAAUCACUUUGCAGUUGUAAGACCUGCCAUUUCCAGGACUAAAAUAAAAUCAGUUGAAAUUG
Messenger RNA from Siniperca chuatsi (mandarin fish), 2832 nucleotides. RefSeq names its product ras-related protein Rab-11B-like. The record is from RefSeq and is a predicted model, not a curated record. Gene Ontology annotation, biological process: exocytosis. Gene Ontology annotation, molecular function: GTPase activity; GTP binding. Bases 119 to 772 code for a protein of 217 amino acids. The transcript has 5 exons. Gene Ontology annotation, cellular component: recycling endosome. NCBI's taxonomy places the organism in Eukaryota, Metazoa, Chordata, Actinopteri, Centrarchiformes, Sinipercidae.